Pocillopora damicornis (cauliflower coral) is the source of this 1091-nucleotide messenger RNA. RefSeq names its product ectonucleoside triphosphate diphosphohydrolase 1. The record is from RefSeq and is a predicted model, not a curated record. Lineage: Eukaryota; Metazoa; Cnidaria; Anthozoa; Scleractinia; Pocilloporidae. Gene Ontology annotation, biological process: nucleoside diphosphate catabolic process. Gene Ontology annotation, molecular function: GDP phosphatase activity; UDP phosphatase activity; ribonucleoside triphosphate phosphatase activity. Gene Ontology annotation, cellular component: membrane.
GUUAGAACGGCCUGAUCAUGUUGAAAUUGCCUUCUGGCUCCCAUCCUCUGGAAAAUAAACUCUUCUUAGUGUCAGUCAAAUGCUUGUUCUGAGGAAUGAAGACAUUUUCGGAGCAAGUGUUGCUGAGCUUCCUCUAUUUGUUGGUUGUCUCUCAGUCCAUUCCAGUUCAUCAAGACACUGGUCACAAUAGCUACGCUAUCUUGUUUGACGCAGGAUCCAGCGGCACUCGCAUGGAAAUCUACAAGUUCCUUGCCAGCGGUCCUUCCCUCCAACCUUCUGACGUUGUCCAGAUUGAUGCUUCACCAGACAAAGUGAAGCCUGGAAUUUCUGACCUUUCUGAUGACCCGACUCAAGUUGAAGCUUACAUGAAUCCUCUACUUAAAUCUGCAAAGCAAACCAUUCCAGAGGACAAACAAGCAUCCACUCCGAUAUUUUUGUUAGCAACAGCAGGCAUGAGACUCUUGCCUGAAGAUCAGGCAAACGCUAUUUUAGAUGAAGUUAGGAAACUGUUUAACGACAAAGAAAAAUGUCCUUUUCUUUUUAAGAACGAUAACGACGUUAGAAUCAUUACCGGUAAGGUCGAAGGAAUUUAUGGUUGGGUUACUGUGAAUUUCCUUUUGGGCGUUUUUGCUUCAAAAAAUUCCAAUUCGUAUGGCAGUUUGGAUCUAGGGGGAGCGUCCCACCAAAAUUCCAUGGACUUUGACAAGAGUAGCCCGGAAGUUGUUGUUUUUGACGUGGCUGGGAAAACAUACAGUGUUUUUAGUCGUAGUUAUCUGGGUUACGGACAAGACCAAGCUCGAGAAAAAUAUCUAGCAUACAUUGCACAAAAAGCAAAUUGCGCUGAGGAUUCCAAGUGUGUCGUGCAAAGUCCUUGUCAUAAUAAUGGUUUCAAAGAAUCUCUUGAAUAUCAGGAUAAAGAGAGUAUAUUUAAGGGGACAGCUGAAGUUAAACAGUGUAGGGAGAUAAUUCGCGAGUUGUUUUUCUGUAAAUCGUGCCCCUUUAAUGACCAACCCAAUUUAAAAGGAAAAUUUUAUGCGUUUUCGGCUUUUUACUAUGUUUUAACAGAUAUAGGCGCUUACGGUUACGGUUAG